GCGAGAACAGGCAGCGGUUGCUUAGCAACCGGCGUCAACAUCUCCAUGUAAUAACACCAACGCUGCUUCUGUCUGUCAGGAUUCACGAAAUAUAACUUCAAGACUCAUAACAUGGAGGAGACAGCACCAGCAGUAGUUGAGGACAUAUCUGAGUCCCUGGAGGAGUUUCAGAUGGUCCUCAAUGAGCUGGUCGAGGACGAGAGUAUGGACAAGGUCCGGGUGGAGUACGAGAAGCUCAUCCAUGCGCUGAAGACGUCCAGAGGGAACGAGAAGAAGCUCAUGUCCAAAUGCAGAGAGCUGAACGCAGAGAUCGUGACCACCUCGACCAAAGUCGCCGCCGCUCUGAAGCUGACCCAGGAAGACGAGGCAACGAUCGCUUCACUGAAGAGGGAGCUGGACAAAGCUUGGAAAAUGGUUGACGCAGCUCACGUUAAAGAGAAGAAGGACAAAGAGACCAUCAGGAAUCUGAAAGAAGAAGUUUUCAACUUGAACAAAACAGCCGAACAAACUGGUUUAUCAAUGGGCAAAGAUCAGGGCGACGGUCUAAAAAUGACAGAGGAGCUGACGAAGGAGCGGGAUCAGCUGCUGACAGACGUGGAGGAUCUGAGACAAAAACUAAACGGUGUCACUGCAGUCCAGCAGAAGGUCGAGGCCCAGCGAGAUGCUGCGUUAGAGAACAUUUCUCAGCUCCAGCAGGAGCUCCAGGUACAACAGAAUGAGAUUUCCCGGGAGAUGAGAUUGAAGGACAAGCUGGACAAGGAGGUGAAGCAGCUGCAUGUCGACAUGGAGGCCAAGACGGGGGACAUCAAGGCUCUGAGUCUGCAGGGCCAAAAGGCCAAAGAGGAGCAGCAGAGACUGGAGCAACAAGUGAGAGAGCUAAAGGUCUUGAAUGAGCGAACCACCAAGGAGCUCGAGCACAUGCAGGUGAAGAGCAUCAAGCUGCAGCAGGAGUGUGAGCAGCUCUCUUCAGUCAAAGAACGUCUCUCCAUGGAAAAUCAGCAGAUCGCAAAUGAGCUCAAGAUGAGAGAAGAGGAGGUGAACCAGACGCGCCAGGAGAUUGCCAAGCAAAUAAAGAUGAGAGAAGCCAUCCAGAAGAAGUUCCACCAGGUGGAGGAUCAGAAAGCCGACGUGGACGUGCAGAAGGAGACGCUGAAGGCUCAGAUCGCUGGUCUGGAGAAAAAUCUUGAAUCUUCCCAGAAGCAAGUUGAAGCGGACAAAAAGGCCUUGGAUGAGCUGAUCCGCGAGAGGGACAUCUUAAAUAAAAACAUGAUCAAAGCUGCACAGUCGACUGAGAAACAGCAGAACAUGGUGAAGCUCCUCGAACAGGACAAGAAGACCCUGGAGCACGAGAUCGGUGGCUACCGCCAGGAGGCCCAGAAGCAACGCAAGAUCAUCGAGCAGCUGGAAAAAGAGCGAGACCGCUACAUCAACGAGACCAGCAGCCUCAUGCAGAAGGUGCAACAGAAGAUUGGUGACGUUGAAGUAAGAGAGAUGGAGAUAUUUGAUUGGAAAAAGAAGGUCACAGAGGCAGAGUGCAAACUCAAACAGCAACAGAACCUGCUGGAGUCUGCCGUGUCUGAAAGGAACCUCUACAGCAAAAACCUCAUCCAGGCUCAGGAAGAGAUUGCAGAGAUGAAGCACAAGAUGAAGACCAGGACCAACCAGGUCAGCCGACUGAGAGAUGAGAUCGCCGGGAGGGAGCAGGCCCUGACCAAGGAACAGCAGGAGCACAAACGCUUAGAGAAAGAUAACGAGGCCCUCAAGGGGGAGCUGCAGUUGCUGAAGCUCCAGCUUGAAGAAACAAAGCAGCGUUUUGACAGCCAGAAAGUAGAACAGCAAAAACUGCAGAAGAUCAUAGCCGACGCUGACGCCGAGCAGAUCCAACUGAAGAAGCAACUGGAACAGGUCAUCAGAGAGCGGGACAACCUGGGCAAACAGCUGCUACGCCGCAAUGACGAGCGUGCGCUGCUGUAUGAAAAGAUCAGUAUCCAGCAAUCAAUCCUGAGCAAGGGGGACUUCCACUACAACCAGAGGAUGGAAGACAUCCGCCUGCUCAAACUGGAGAUCAAGAUGCUCUGCCGCAAGAAGAUGAUCCUGGACAAGACUGCGCCCAACACAGAGGACCUGAGGCAAGAGCUGUUCCACCUCCAGAGGGAGCUGCUCAGCGAGAGGAAGAGGAACAGCGUCCUUGAGGAACAGCUGAAGCCCAUAAAUAUCCACAGAUGGAGACGACUGGAGGGCAGCGAUCCCAGCAAAUACGAACUCAUCCAGAAGAUUCAGUCCUUACAAAAACGACUGAUUGCCAAGACCCAAGACCUCGAGGAACACGAACUCAAAUUACAGGAAAAGGAAAGGCUGUAUGUGGAACUGAAACAAAUUCUGGCCCGGCAGCCAGGUCCAGAGGCAGCUGAGCAGCUCCAGCAGUGCCGAUGGACCAUCAGGGAGAAGAAUAAAAAGCACCAGGCGUUGAUAGCAGAGCUGAGAAUGCUCGACUCCAUGAUCGACAAGUACAGAAACGAAAAUAUAAGUUUAGCCAACGAGCUGGCGAACGUUAAAAAGAACUACAUCAGUCAGAAAAAACUUCUCAGUGAGCAGAGGACCAAGACGAAGGUGAAGCAGUUGGAGCCUCUGCCCCAGCUGAGCAGCAAACCUCACUUCACUGGAGGAGGUUUCAGGAUCAACAACCCUGUGAAAAGAUAGCGGCUAUUAAAAGGGAAUAUUUUCAA
Larimichthys crocea (large yellow croaker) is the source of this 2726-nucleotide messenger RNA. RefSeq names its product cilia and flagella associated protein 58 (gene cfap58). NCBI's taxonomy places the organism in Eukaryota, Metazoa, Chordata, Actinopteri, Sciaenidae. The transcript has 18 exons. Gene Ontology annotation, cellular component: cytoskeleton. The coding region runs from base 112 to 2700 and encodes 862 amino acids. The record is from RefSeq and is a predicted model, not a curated record.